Messenger RNA from Plectropomus leopardus (leopard coralgrouper), 1582 nucleotides. NCBI's taxonomy places the organism in Eukaryota, Metazoa, Chordata, Actinopteri, Perciformes, Serranidae. The record is from RefSeq and is a predicted model, not a curated record.
AGCAAUCGAUGACUCCUUGUUGCUGAUGUUGUUCUGGAUCCUGACGGGUCUGUCGGUUUUGGGUUUGUUCUCUCAGCGUUACGGUCUUCAGCCGCUCACCAUCGCUCUGAUCCUUCGCUCCAUCUACCACCUCGGCAUCGGCAACACGCUCAUCCUGCUGGGGUCGCUCAAUCUGAUCAAUAAGGUGGUGUUUGUGGUGAGUUUUGUGGGGAACAACGGGACGUUUAUUAUGGGAUACAAGGCCAUGGUGAUGGAUGUGGAGUUCCUGUACCACCUGGCCUACGUCCUCACCUCCACACUGGGACUGUUUGUCCACGAGCUCUUCUACAGCAUCCUGCUGUUUGACCUCAUCUACCGGGAGGAGACUCUGUUCAACGUGAUCAAGAGCGUGACUCGUAACGGUCGCUCCAUCCUGCUGACGGCGCUGCUCGCCCUCAUCCUCGUCUACCUCUUCUCCAUCGUGGGCUUCCUCUGCCUGAAGGAGGACUUCAUCAUGGAGGUCGACCCGCUGGUGCAGAUCGCCGCAGCUCCUCAGCAAACCGAAGCCUCUCAGGAUUUCCUCAAGUCGUGCUCUGCAGACGGAGUCAGCUGCACCGUGGAGACGGACGCCCUCAGCGUCGCUGAGGAGGAAGAGGAGCCGAACACGGAGCGAGCGUGCGACACUCUGCUGAUGUGUAUCGUCACCGUGUUGAACCACGGACUGAGGAACGGGGGAGGAGUCGGAGACGUUCUGCGCAAACCGUCCAAGAACGACCUCCAACCACAGAUCAUUUUGUUUAAGACGGGCUGUUGUGCACAUGUUUCAAUAAAUCUCAAGUUUUUCCACCCAAAUUCUCUCUUUUUGUCCCCUUAUGUCUGAACUCACUGCGAUAUUUCCGUCCUCUCCCGUUAACUCAUUUAGCCCAAAAUUCAGCUCUGAGAUUUUCCAGGAUCAGACUUCUAUCUCAUUAAAACGCCUCCAAAAUACCCGAGCUUUUCUUAUCCAAGUCUUUCUGUUUUGUUUCCUCGGUGUAAUGUCUACGUUGUAAAAACCUGCGGACGUCUAAGUUCGUUCGGCCAUAAUGAGUUUUUAAAUUCGGAACAUUUCUGAGCCCUCCAUCGACGCAGAGAUCACUGUAUUUGGUUUCAGCGCAUUUCUUAAAUCUUGUGUCGGUCGUGUUGGGUAUAAAAUCUGGAUCAAAACUUUCCAUCUCAUCAAAUGGUAAAGAUCCUCCGACUGUUGAUCCUUCACCUGAAACCACAGUGAAGUCUUUAUCCACGAAUGAGACCCCUUUACAUGUUUUAAAAAAGCGUCGUCACCUGUAACAGCCUGAGAGGGAAUAUCGCUCGAUAUCUGGCGCUCUAUCACGUGUGCUGUGUUGGAUGGAUUGCCUUUAGCGACCACAGUUUUUAUCUGAGCUGCUCUGUAGUCAUGUUUAAAAUUUGGAAGGGGGAGACCUCCUUUCUGCUUCCAUAUCUGAGGUUUCUGUCUCUGCCAAAUGAAUCUCGAGGUCAUUCUGUCCAGAUCUUGAAAUUGUCCGUUUGGGAUUUUGCGUUUUAUACAAAUAUUAAAAGUCUUGGCGGUGCAUUAAUUUUAACUGCC